Adineta ricciae is the source of this 1515-nucleotide messenger RNA. The record is from the annotation of a GenBank genome assembly. Lineage: Eukaryota; Metazoa; Rotifera; Eurotatoria; Adinetida; Adinetidae.
AUGUCGUUAGCUGAUGAACUUUUGGCUGAUUUAGAAGAAACAACUGAAAAUGAACGAAAUACAGGUGAAGAAAAAGAUCAAUCGAUGAAAAUGGACAUUGAUCCAAAUCCAAAUGAAUUAAAUCAGUCGAAAAGAAAUGUCAAUAGUGUUUUUCAUGUUGCCAAAUUACAAGAAUCGAUCUUAUUACAAGAAACAAUGAGAAAAAUCGAUUUUCAUACAAAACAUCAACGAAAAUCAACAAUGGAAAUCGAAGGACCUGUUGAAUAUGAUCCUGAAUAUCUUCUCAUUGUUGAUGCAAAUCAUUUACUGGUGAAAAUUGAUGAUGAAAUCGACAUCAUUCACAACUUUGUCAAAGGAAUCUAUAAAAAACGAUUUCCUGAAUUGGAACAACUUGUUCAAUUACCAUUGGAUUAUCUUAAAACUGUUCAAGUGUUGGCAAAUAAUGUUGAUCGAGCAAAGAAUAAUGAACAUCUUCAGAAAUUCUUGACACAAGCAACGAUUAUGAUCGUCAGUGUUUCUGCAUCAACAACUCAGGGGAAAAAUUUAACAGAUGAAGAAUUAGAAAGAGUGAUGGAAGGAUGUCAAAUGGCAAUGAAAUUGAGUGAAGAUAAACAAACAAUGUUGACAUAUGUGGAAUCACGAAUGAGUUUUAUUGCACCAAAUUUAUCAACAAUUGUUGGUGCAUCAACUGCAGCAAAGUUAAUUGGAAUGGCUGGUGGAUUAACAAAUCUGACAAAAAUGCCUUCGUGUAAUAUUUUAUUGUUGGGUGCGCAGAAGAAACAACUCGGAGGAUUUUCAACAACUGCAGCAAUGCCACAUGCUGGAGCGAUUUACUAUUCAAAAAUUGUUCAAGAUUGUCCACCGGAUCUUCGAGUGAAAGUUGCUCGUCUAGUCUCAUGUAAAGUAACAUUAGCUGCACGUAUUGACAGUUGUCAUGAAUGUCCACAAGGUCAACAAGGAAAAGCGUUGCUCAGUGAAAUCGAAAAACGAGUGGAAAAACUAACUGAACCACCACCAGUCAAAGCAGUGAAACCAUUACCUGCACCAAUCGAUUCUGGAAGAAAGAAACGUGGUGGAAGACGACACAGAAAAAUGAAAGAACGUCUUGGAAUGACUGAAUUGAGAAGUGGUGCAAAUAAAACUGCUUUUGGAACAAUCGAAGAAGAUGCUUAUCAAGAAGAUUUGGGUUUUUCAGCAGGUUUAAUUGGUAAAUCAGGUUCAGGAAAAGUUCGUGCAGCUCAGGUUGAUUCAAAAACUAAAGCAAGAAUUUCACAAAAACUUCAAAAAACUUUACAACAACAAAACAAUACAUAUGGAGGAACAACAACAGUUCACAAUCGAAAACAAAUCAGUGGAACUGCAUCGAGUGUUGCAUUUACUCCACUUCAAGGUUUGGAAAUUGUUAAUCCAAAUGCAGCUGAAAAAGAUCGAACAGGAAUUGAAAGUCAAAAAUAUUUCUCAAAUUCAUUUGGUUUUACUAAAAUUAGUCCAUCUGUUAUUCCAAAAACAACUUAA